Cuscuta campestris is the source of this 826-nucleotide messenger RNA. The record is from the annotation of a GenBank genome assembly. Lineage: Eukaryota; Viridiplantae; Streptophyta; Magnoliopsida; Solanales; Convolvulaceae.
AUCACAUUUUUCAUAGUGUUCACAUGCUGGUGGUGGGGACAUAAAACGCAUGCCAUUAUUCCUCUCGCCGUUGCCCAAAAAAAGUCUAAAAUUCUAAACCACCGCCGCCGCCCCCACGACGGCUCUCCGCUCUACAUAUAUCCCUCCGCCUCUCUACACACCCUCUCACAAAUUCUCUCUCCCUCUCUUAAUCUUCAUUUCUCCCGGCGUCACUUGUAUACUCAGAGGAUUCAUGUCUGCACCGACGGAGAAUGGAAAACCUUUACCAAAGUUCGGUGAUUGGGAUGUUAAUAACCCCUCAUCAGCAGAGGGAUUUACUGUGAUUUUUAACAAGGCCCGCGAUGAAAAGAAAACAGGCGGUACGACCGAAGCACCAGGAAAGGAUGUUGUCACCAAUACUAAUAGACAUGCACCUAAUCCAUCAAAACCCCGAGCUAGUAAAUGGAAAUGCUGGUAAUGCUGAAAAAGGGAUCUUGGAGUAUCAAAAUAUGAAUUAGGGAUUUUCAAUAUGGAGAAGGGAUCAAGAGAGAUGGAGACUCUUGUGUUCUUCUGCUGCUCGUAUCUAUUUUUAUCAUGUAAAAUUAUGAAGAACUGAAGAUAUAUAUAUGCAGACAUGAAGAUAUAUCUUUCUUUUUCUACUAUAUGUGCCUUAUAUGGAAUUUUACAUUCUUUUGUGAUGCUUAAAGCUAAGCAUUUUUCUUUUUGUCUGUAACUAUGUGUACUGUAUUUCUAUGCCAUGUUCACCUAUGCACUUUGGAGAAGUGGAUAGAAAAAAUAAAGUGGCAUAAAUGUAUUGCUUCCUUUUCAAAAAAGAAGUGUUGGUUGC